Ilex paraguariensis (yerba mate) is the source of this 309-nucleotide messenger RNA. The record is from the annotation of a GenBank genome assembly. Lineage: Eukaryota; Viridiplantae; Streptophyta; Magnoliopsida; Aquifoliales; Aquifoliaceae.
AUGACUGGGAGAGUCAGGUUGGAUCAUCUAAAGGCAAAAGUAAUCAUCCUGAUGAUGGCGAUGCCCCAAUUGAUGACAAUAGGGAAUAGGGUAGCAUCAGACUCAGAUGAGUACCAACCUGAAUCUAAAUGUAGUGAAUAUGAAGAAUUGGUUGACAGUGAUUACGAAAAUGAGUAUGAUGACAUGUUGUAUGAGAAUUGUGUUGAUCAUGAAGCUGAAUGGACUGGUUUGAAGAGUAACAAGCAAAAAACAACAACAGAAGACAUAAGGCAUUGCUUAGAUCUGAGUGACUUAGAUGGUGAUUCUUAG